AAGUGCGUUCGCAACGUACCACCCACCCCUUGCACGGCUCCCCAUUUCCGUUUCCGGUGCGGGCCGCGCGCGAGCGCAAGAGUGGGAGGCGGCGACCAGCCGGUUGAGGCCUCAGGCUUGGCCUCACCACAAUGUGGCACGAGGCUCGGAAGCAUGAGCGGAAGCUUCGAGGCAUGAUGGUUGACUACAAGAAGAGGGCAGAACGGAGGCGGGAAUACUAUGAAAAGAUUAAGAAGGACCCAGCCCAGUUCCUGCAGGUGCAUGGCCGAGCCUGCAAGGUGCAUCUGGAUUCUGCAGUGGCCCUGGCCGCAGAGAGCCCGGUUAACAUGAUGCCCUGGCAGGGGGACACCAACAACAUGAUUGACCGCUUUGAUGUCCGUGCCCACCUGGACCACAUCCCCGACUACACCCCCCCACUGCUCACCACCAUCUCCCCGGAACAGGAGUCAGACGAGCGGAAAUGUAACUACGAGCGCUACCGAGGCCUGGUGCAGAACGACUUUGCUGGCAUCUCAGAGGAGCAGUGCCUGUACCAGAUUUACAUUGACGAGUUGUACGGAGGUCUCCAGAGACCCAGUGAGGACGAGAAGAAGAAGCUGGCAGAAAAGAAGGCUUCCAUUGGUUACACCUAUGAGGACAGCACCGUGGCCGAGGUAGAGAAGGUAGCAGAGAAACCCGAGGAGGAAGAGUCCCCGGCCGAGGAGGAGAGCAACUCGGACGAAGAUGAGGUCAUCCCCGACAUCGACGUGGAGGUGGAUGUGGAUGAACUGAACCAGGAGCAGGUGGCAGAUCUCAACAAACAGGCCACAACCUAUGGCAUGGCUGAUGGGGACUUUGUCAGGAUGCUUCGGAAAGAUAAGGAGGAGGCAGAGGCCAUCAAACAUGCCAAGGCCCUUGAGGAGGAGAAAGCCAUGUACUCGGGCCGUCGUUCCCGGCGCCAGCGGAGAGAGUUCCGGGAAAAGCGGCUGAGGGGUCGCAAGAUCAGCCCACCCAGCUAUGCUCGCCGAGACAGCCCCACCUACGACCCCUAUAAGCGGUCCCCCUCAGAGUCCAGCUCCGAGUCCCGCUCCCGCUCGCGCUCCCCGAGCCCAGGCCGGGAGGAGAAGAUCACCUUCAUCACCAGUUUUGGGGGCAGCGAUGAGGAGGCAGCUGCAGCCGCUGCUGCUGCUGCCGCAUCAGGGGCCGCCACAGGGAAGCCCCCUGCGCCCCCUCAGCCUGGCGGCCCCGCACCGGGACGCAAUGCCAGCGCCCGCCGGCGCUCCUCCUCCUCUUCCUCCUCCUCUUCUGCCUCGAGGACCUCCAGCUCCCGCUCCAGUUCCCGGUCCAGUUCCCGCUCCCGCCGCGGUGGGGGCUACUACCGCUCCAGCCGCCAUGCCCGCUCCCGGUCCCGCUCCUGGUCCCGUUCCCGAUCCCGUUCCCGGCGCUACUCCCGGUCUCGCAGCCGUGGCCGGCGACACUCAGGUGGGGGCUCCAGAGAUGGACACCGCUAUUCACGUUCGCCUACCCGGCGCGGAGGUUAUGGGCCCCGGCGCAGAAGCAGGAGCCGCUCCCGCUCAGGGGACCGAUAUAGGCGGGGUGGCCGGGGCCCCAGGCAUCGCAGUAGCAGCCGCAGUCGCAGCAGCUGGUCCCUCAGCCCUUCCCGAAGCCGAAGCCUGACCCGCAGUCACAGCCGAAGCCCCAGCCAGAGCCGUAGCCGCAGCCGCAGCCGCAGCCAUAGCCAGAGUCACUCACCAUCGCCCCCAAGGGAGAAGCUGACCCGGCCAGCAGCGUCCCCUGCUGUGGGCGAGAAGCUGAAAAAGACCGAACCUGCCGCUGGUAAAGAGACAGGAGCUGCCAAACCCAAGCUGACGCCGCAGGAGAAGCUGAAGCUGAGGAUGCAGAAGGCGCUGAACAGGCAGUUCAAGGCGGAUAAGAAGGCCGCUCAGGAGAAGAUGAUCCAGCAGGAGCAUGAGCGCCAGGAGCGGGAAGAUGAGCUGCGCGCCAUGGCCCGCAAGAUCCGGAUGAAGGCCCCCUGGAACUCCAGUCCUGACUGCCAGCCAGUGUCCAUUUCCAGAGAGCGGGAACGUCGGGAGAAGGAGCGAGAAGAGUGGGAGCGCCAGUACAGCCGGCAGAGUCGCUCGCCCUCCCCUCGCUACAGUCGAGAAUACAGUUCUUCCAGAAGGCGCUCGAGGUCUCGGUCCCGAAGCCCCCAUUACCGACAUUAGGCAGAAGAAUAGGGGACAGGAAGGGGGUGGGGCACAGGACUCAAGCUGUGAUGCUGCUGGUUUUCUCUAGUGAAAUAAAAGCAAAUGUUAUUUAAUGCC
Marmota monax (woodchuck) is the source of this 2303-nucleotide messenger RNA. RefSeq names its product CLK4 associating serine/arginine rich protein (gene Clasrp). Lineage: Eukaryota; Metazoa; Chordata; Mammalia; Rodentia; Sciuridae. The transcript has 22 exons. The record is from RefSeq and is a predicted model, not a curated record. Bases 132 to 2204 code for a protein of 690 amino acids.